Racocetra fulgida is the source of this 159-nucleotide messenger RNA. The record is from the annotation of a GenBank genome assembly. NCBI's taxonomy places the organism in Eukaryota, Fungi, Glomeromycota, Glomeromycetes, Diversisporales, Gigasporaceae.
AUGUCAAAAAAGGUUGUUGAUGAAAAAGGUAAAUCAAAAGAGGUUGUUGAUGAAAAAGGUAAAUCAAAAGAGGUUGUUGAUGAAAAAGGUAAAUCAAAAGAGGUUGUUGAUAAAAAAAGUAAUUCAAAAGAUAUUGAUGAAAAAGGUAAUUCAAAGGAA